Molecule: messenger RNA, 1376 nt
Organism: Notolabrus celidotus (New Zealand spotty)
Lineage: Eukaryota; Metazoa; Chordata; Actinopteri; Labriformes; Labridae
Product: corticotropin-releasing factor-binding protein-like
Exons: 7
Coding region: 27-995 (322 amino acids)
Biological process (GO): negative regulation of corticotropin-releasing hormone receptor activity; negative regulation of corticotropin secretion; hormone-mediated signaling pathway
Molecular function (GO): corticotropin-releasing hormone binding
Source: RefSeq, a predicted model, not a curated record
GAAAGCAACAAGAAACGCUCUUCAUCAUGUCCGUGUCUCUGCGCGCACAGAUCUUCCUCUUCCUCAUCUCUCUCUCAUCACGGACGGGACUCAGCCGAUACAUUGAGGACAUCGAAGCUUCAGACGGAUUAUUUUCUCUGCUCAGUCUGGAACAGAAGAGAGAAUCAGAGGACUUUGUUUUCCGCCGACCCCUCAGAUGUUUAGACAUGCUAGCCACCGAGGGCCAGUUCACUUUCGUGGCGUCUCAAGCUGAGCUGGCCUGCGCCAUUUUCGUCAUCGCUGAGCCCACUGAGGUCAUCAGCCUGGAGCUGUCUGACGUCAACAUCGACUGCAGCGCCGGAGACUUUAUAAAGAUGUUUGACGGCUGGGUGCUGAAAGGGGAGAAGUUCCCCAGCAGGCAGGACCACCCACUCCCUCUGCACCAGCGCUACACAGACUACUGCUCCUCCACAGGACAAGGAGCCUCCAGCCACUCCUCACAGAACGUUGCCAUGGUCUUUUUCCGCAUUCACAACGCUGACAGAGGCUUCACCCUCACUGUCAAAAAGUUACACAACCCCUUCCCCUGUAACAUCAUGUCCCAGAGUCCAGAGGGCAGCUUCACCAUGGUGAUGCCACACCAGCGCAGGAACUGCAGCUUCUCCAUCAUCUACCCAGUGGAGAUCCGACUGACGGAGCUGAGCCUGGGGCAGGCCAAAAGCAAUGAGCUCAACCCACAGAGACAGGUGUGGUCGGGCUGUUCGGGGUCAGGUGACUAUGUGGAGCUGCUGGGGGGGAAUGGGGUGGACACCUCUAAGAUGUUCCCUGUCGCUGACCUCUGUUUCUCCCUCACUGGGCUCGCUCAGAUGAAGAUUGGUUGUGAUAACUCAGUGGUGAGGCUGGUGUCCAGUGGGAACUAUAUCAACCAUGUUUCCUUCCAGUACCGACUACUGGAACAGCACGAGCUGCCCAAGACCCCAGAGAACAGCCUGAAUAACUUCUGCACUAUGGACUGAGAUCACACACUGAGUCAGACUCACACACAUGCACACACACUAUCAUGUUAUCCAUCUCGCUGUAAAUACACCAGUUUGACAAAUAGCGUAAUCAAAUAUUUUGUAUUGUUUUUUUCCAAAUAUUUGAUCUAGUGUUUAAUUAUGUAAGCUUUGAUCAGAGUAUAUUUAUGUGAAGAACUGUUGAUGAGGAUGGAUUUAAAUGUUUUCUUUUUAGCAGUUUGUCAAGAAAACUUGUGAUGCAUUAUUUUUCUUGGCAGGAGUAUUAAUAUCAAACCUUCUAUCUACUGAUCUUGGUUUAUAUCAAGAGGUUUUACACAUCAGCUGUUUCUCCUGUUUAUAUGGCCCUGACAACUUAAAAAUAAAUAUGACUUGCAUGAUAAA